AUGAACGUUUUUUUAAAAAGGGACGAUAACAUGUAUAGUUAUUCAUUAGAAUCAUCGAUUGAAUGUCAUAAAGGAAAAAAAAAGAAAAAACCGAACAAAAAAGAGGGGACAAAAAAAAAUAAUGGAAAUAAAAACAUAAGUUCGUUUAGUGAUAAUGAGAAAAUAUUAAAUAACAGUUUUGGCUAUAUAAAUUGUUUUCACUUUUUAAAGACGGGAAAAAAAAAAAAAAAUCAAACAAUUUUUUUAGAAAAAAAAUAUGAUAGUAACUAUUUGUAUAAUUUAAAGAAUAAUUCUGAUCAUUUUGCGAAUGAAAAUAACUGUAGAAAAUGUUUAAGCACAAAAAAUAAAUUCAGUGAUAAAUAUAAUAGUAAAAGUGGUAAAAAUAUGGACGAAAUAAUUCGAAAAAAAGGGUACUUUCAAAAUAAAGUAUUUACCAUUGUUAAUUAUGAUUUUAUAGGAGUUAUAAAAAAGACAAAAAAUAUUAAAAUGAUACACACCCAAAAAGAAAUAGAAAAUAAAAAUAUUGAAUUAAUCUCUCAUAGACAUGAUUACUUAUUGCAUUAUAAAAAUGAAGAGGAAAAAAAAAUGAAUAUAUUAAAGAAUAUCGAAAAAGAACAGAUUCCAGAUCUUAGUGCAUCAUCAAUUAGUAUUGAAAAAGAGUAUAUAUUGCAUGAAAAAAAAUAUAAAAAUAUUCACAUUGCUUUUGUAAAAGGUUGGAAAAAGAUAAAAAAUCAGAAUAUUCAUUAUAUUGGGGAUAUAGAAGAAGAUACUAAUACUAACAAGUUGAAAACAAAAAUAAUAAAAAUUUAUAAAUAUCCAAAAGAGGAUAUUUUUAAUCCAUUUUAUAAUCGCUAUAUUUGUUUUGAAAACUCUAUAAAAAUAGAAAAAUGGCUAACUAUGGAUUUAAAACAUGAAAAUAUUAUAAGCAUGGAAUCUUAUUUUUAUUACAAUGGGAAAAUUAUGACUUUUUAUAAAUAUGGUGGUAAUUCACUUAUGCAGUGGGAUAAAGAAACAAAAAGGUUUCAGUAUAAAAAAAAAGUAUACACAGUUAAUGAAAAAAAAAAAAAAUAUAUUAUAUUUGAUAAGAAAAUGGCGGAAAAUAAAAAGGAAUAUUAUGAGUAUGAUAAAAUAUGGAACCCUAGAAUUAAUAAUGAUAAUAACGAUAAUAUUUCUAAUAAGCGAACCAAAAGAGAAAAGACAUAUGUCUAUCCUGAAUAUAUGAUUGCAGAAAUUUUAAGGCAACUAUUAAAAGCAUGUUUUUAUUUAUAUGAGAACCAAAUAUAUCAUAGUGAUAUUAAGCCGUCAAAUAUUGUUGCAAAAAAUAUAAAAAAGAAAAAUUUAAAUAAAAUUAUUUUUUGUAAAAAAGAAAAAAAAUGGUAUAUAAAAAAAUAUGGAAAAAUAAAAAAAAAUAAAAUUUUAAUCAAAAUAAUAGAUUUUGAAUACUCACAAAAAUGUUAUGGAGAAGAAGCUAAUGUAGGAGGUACAACUUCAUUAUUUAAGCCAUUAGAAAAUUUUAGAAAAAAAAAAAUUAAUAUAUUUUCAAAAAUGGUUUGGAUUAUUGGAAUAACAAUUUUUAUAUUAUCAACGGGAACACAUCCUUUUAGUUCUAUAAAUAAUGAUAUGCAUGUUUUAUUUUUAAUUCAAAAUAAAAACUUUGAUAUAAAAAAUAGUUUUAGCAAAUAUAGUUACUUUUCACACUCUUUUAAAGAUUUACUUCAAAAAAUGUUAAAAGUGGAAUAUACCCAAAGAAUUUCUUUUUUCGAUUUAUUUUUUCAUCCCUUUGUUCUUUUGGGGGGUGAUUAA
Molecule: messenger RNA, 1803 nt
Organism: Plasmodium berghei ANKA
Lineage: Eukaryota; Apicomplexa; Aconoidasida; Haemosporida; Plasmodiidae
Product: serine/threonine protein kinase, putative
Exons: 1
Coding region: 1-1803 (600 amino acids)
Biological process (GO): protein phosphorylation
Molecular function (GO): ATP binding; protein kinase activity
Source: RefSeq, a predicted model, not a curated record